CCGAAACUUGGAUUCACAAAUACCAUCAGUAUGAAGACCAACGAGACUAGGUACAUCGCAUGUUCGCAUUGCUCCAAGGCCAAGGCACGGUGCGAUCGCAAGGUGCCUUGCACACGAUGCGUCAGUAAGCAGCUGGUCUGCCAACCGCGCUCUGCCCGGCGAGCCAUGCAGCGUCCAGCCGAACUCCAAUUACGAAGGCUACGGCCAGACGACGUCCCGCGGGGAGACGAGCAGCAGACUGCCCCGGAACCAACGAAGCAGAACCCAGCUGGGCCCGAUAGCACAGUAAUAGUAGGGUCCGACCUGGAGACCGGCAGUCCGGAUGGCUUAUUACGCCUCCAAGCAGCCAGUGUCCCUUACCCCAGCACCGAGGGGACGACGCACUUGUCCACCGAGUGGCUACAGCAGAUUACGCCCGAGUCAUCGUUACAUAUGCCCUUGGCCAUGGUCCUGGACCAGGACGCCCCCCAGCAGUCCACACCCGACCUCGACCUCAUCAGCGAGCUCAUCAGCUAUUCCACCAGCGAUGUCCUGUGGGAAUCAUACCUGGAGCCCAUGACCGUCCCUCCCCUGACUCACUCGCCGCGCAAAUCCUCGAGUUGCGGGCGCAACAGCCCGUUGGUGUCGCUAUGUCCAGGGCAGCCACGGCAUUGGGGGGAAGAUUGGAGCAGCCAGAUGCGCCUCAGCCUGCAGCAAUUCGAGCAGACGCUCAAUUCCCGGGAGCCCUGGAACACCAGCGGCACGGAGUCCAGUGCUUCCUCGAUUGCCACACCACCGGCCGUUGACCCUAUUACGGACACCACGCGCGACAACCUCUUGGUGGUGACCCAACUACUACUGAUGCAGACCCGAAACGUCCAAUCGCGGGAACAUAGCAGCCACGGCCGAAGACUGAGUCCGCUCAAUCUCACCAUCGUGACCCUGCCUCCGGCCAAAGCGCUGGACGACCUCUUACGAGCCCAGGUCUCCUGCUUCGAGCAGUACUUUGGCCUGUCGAGUGGGGAGCAACAAGACCCGAACACCAUCAUGAGUGGUCUUCCGCACGACGUCAAGGUCGCUGGCAUCCUGCUUCUGCUGAUGAUCGCGAUCGGGGCCACGGCCUCCCCGGCCCCAGAACUGCACAACUUCGCGACCGGGCUGACGGAGACGUGUCGCACGGCACUGUCCGAUAUGAUGGAGGGAGACGUGGCCACCACGAGGCCGGAUAUCGUGUCUCAUUGCGCGCUCUUGCUGCUUUAUCUGGGGAUGUGGUCUGGUGAGCGAUGGCUCAUGCGGACAUCUUGCGCGCACCGACAAAUGUACACUCAGUUACUACACCGAAAGCCUCCUUCUCUCGACAACGGCGACACUCCCAGCCUUCUCAGCAGCACUCUAGGGCUCAACCAACAAUGGGCGCAAUGGAAGGAGGAGGAGAUGAGCUCGCGGCUCACGUACGCGUGGGUAAUAGCAGAUCAAGAAUGGAGCCUGUUCUACGACACUCCGCUCAGCUUCUCCGUAGACACGCUGACCGAGUCACUACCCGCCGACGACCGAUUGUGGAAAGCGGGCUCUGAGGGCGACUGGGCACGUCUGGCGCCUGAGAUCUUCGCCACGCAACCCCCGAUCUGCCUGCGCGACCUGUAUACCUGCUUCAUGAACGGCGAGCUGCGCCCCGGGCGAGGCACGCGGCUGCCCCUGCAAUAUCUGCGUCUGCUGCUCGUCCCGUUGCACGGGAUGGUCUGCCACCUGCGCCAGUGGCUGCAGUCCUUCCCCAACUGCCCCGUGCGCUGGCGCAAGAGCACCCAGGGCUUGUCCAACCCGGCCAUCCACGCCCAGCUCGACCAGGUGCAGGCUCUGCUGCCGGAGUGGUUCAACCUGGCCGUGCACUCGGCCAACACCAACUCGCCCGCCGGCCUGGCCAUGCUGGUCAUGUACCACCUCAUCGCGCUGAACGCGAUGGCAAGCUUUCCCAGCAUCGAGGCGGCGCUGCUGCGCGGGCCCCCCGCGCGCCCGGAGGCCCCGAACCCGCGGGGUUCCGGCCCGUGUCCGCUGGGCGCCUGCCCGGCGACCAUCGCCCAUGACAGCGAGGAGGAGGCGCUCGUGCAUUGCGGCCAGAUCCUGCGCCUGGUGCGCCUGAUGCCGCCGGCCGACCAGCCGCUCUGGUGGUCGGCCGUGGUGUACCGCGUCGCGCUGGUCACCAUGUUCCUGUCGAUGAAGCGCCACCCGCACGACUGGCUGCCAGCCCUCAUGCUGGGCCCCAUCGAGGCCGCCAGUCUCGCCUCCUCGUCGACCACGAGCAGCUCCAGCGGCGCCAGCUCCAGUAGCAUCAUCUCCAUGAUGAGCAGCUCUGCCGCCUCUGUCAGCGACCGCGGCGCCACCGUGCCCACGCAGCACCGGUCUGUCGUCCUGAACGACGUCCCCGCCGAUCAUCCCGCCCUGCUGAACUUCAUCAAGUACAAGGAGGGCGAGCCCAUCAUCGCCGACCGCGACGGCCAGCUGGUCGAGUUGCGGCGCCCCCGCGAGGUCCUGCGCCUCUUCAUCGACCUCGCCGACGUGCAGUACCGGCCUGCCCUCCGGGCUACGCGGUUCCAGGCCGGCGUGAGGGAUUCUUUGGAGCAACUGGCUGACCUGUGGGGGUUUCUGUCUCCUGCUUGAGGAUGAGAGGGGGUUAGAAUCGCAUUGUCUAACAAAGGGGGAGUAGAAUCUUGGGGUAGGAAGAGGGUGCGAGAGAAUGUUGUGUGUUUGGAGUAGAUGCCAUUAGAGAAAGAGACAGAAAGUCCCGAAUCGUCUUUAGAGAAGAAGCAUCAGGGUCAUGGGCGGAGCAUAUUGUGGUUUCGAGCCCAGGCGAGGCGGUGUUUAGCGAUGCUCUGCAUUUCUUCGUUUGCUGUGACUACAAAAUCGAUAAUCAUUCUAGAGAGAGGAUGCCAGCGGUCAGUAUGUACGUGACUGAGGUCGCACUGAUGUGCCAUGCACAUUUCCCAUUGACUGGGGGUACUGAAGAUAAGGAG
Messenger RNA from Aspergillus uvarum CBS 121591, 2987 nucleotides. RefSeq names its product Zn(II)2Cys6 transcription factor. Gene Ontology annotation, molecular function: DNA binding; zinc ion binding; DNA-binding transcription factor activity, RNA polymerase II-specific. The record is from RefSeq and is a predicted model, not a curated record. Gene Ontology annotation, biological process: regulation of DNA-templated transcription; DNA-templated transcription. Bases 31 to 2634 code for a protein of 867 amino acids. Lineage: Eukaryota; Fungi; Ascomycota; Eurotiomycetes; Eurotiales; Aspergillaceae. The transcript is spliced from 5 exons.